This is a messenger RNA of Saprolegnia parasitica CBS 223.65, 381 nucleotides long. RefSeq lists its product as hypothetical. The record is from RefSeq and is a predicted model, not a curated record. The coding region runs from base 37 to 339 and encodes 100 amino acids. NCBI's taxonomy places the organism in Eukaryota, Oomycota, Saprolegniomycetes, Saprolegniales, Saprolegniaceae. The transcript has a single exon.
CGUUGUUGUCAGUUUAGAAAAGACGCCCGCGCCAAGAUGACCAAGCAUGAUGCUUCCGUGCAGAAGAACAACUUUAAGAAGGUGAAGCUCCACAAGAAGAAGCGCAUGGAGGCGAAGAACCAGAAGAAGGUCUUUGUCAUGCAGAACGGCAGCAAGAAGACGGUCGGCCGCCCGGCCGCGAGCAAGAAGAAGGUGCGCCGCGACACCAAGCGCGCGCAGAAGAACGCCAAGUACGAGCAGGAGCAGCUGCUCAAGAGCGGCCUCAUCACGCAGGAGGACAUUGACAAGCUCGCCCAGGAACAGAACGACAUGGAGGACGCCGCCGAUGCCGAAGAAUAAGUGUAUGCCCGAAUUAAGUAUAUUUUGAUCACCUUCGCCGCC